AUGCACCCGGCACCUGAACUCACCUUCCCCUAUGGUAAUGUCCAUCUGAUGUACAAGUUCACGCCGCAAACUUUUCCUCAAUCGUUCCGAAAUUGGCCUUUGUAUUGAGCGACUCGAUUUCCUGUUUGGGACGGCAGGGAUGGCCGAAAAGGAAGAAGCUCAAGGCCGAUAAGAUCUCUUCAUCAACAUUCUUUUCAUUUCGCAUUAGAACAUCUCCAUGUAGUACUUCUUUGACUUUUUUCAAACUCAACUCUUUCAUCAAAAAAAAAAAACGGCUCUUUCUCGGUUUAUCGAUAAUAAAACCAUGGUUGGUUUAUUCUCCUGUUUAGAGUUCAUUUCGACUUCAAAUUAAGGCCAACCUACUCCGCUUUGGUUUAUUAAUUUAUAUUUCUUCUCGGGGGUUCCAUUCGCUUUCGAAGCCAUCUCGUCGGACCAAUUACGGCUCACACAAUGGCCAUUUUCGAUGCGGUUCUCCGUGCGCAAAGGCUAUCUCUCAACUCAAUAGUUGGGUUCUUUCUUCUGAACGUUUUUUUGUGUUUUUUUGAUUUAUGCAAUUUAACUUGAUGGUUUUCAUAAGUUCUUGAAAUUAAAUAAUUAUUAUCAGUCUGUUCGGUUCAAAUGUGUUGAAUGAGCUCUCGAAAUUAAUUUUUUUUAAAACUAUAUAAUAAAUACACUCUUUUUCUGCACUUGAUAAGAUUUAAAAAUUCCAAAAACAAAAAAAGGUAGAAACGACGAAAAUGAAAGCAAGUUUUAUUAUCAAUAGGUAUUACCGGCUGUAAUUCAGGAGUACUGGAAAAAGGGGCCGGUCUUCAAAAAUCGUCUGCACAUGUGGACCACUCUUUCUCUCUCAUUUUUUCUCUAUUGUGUCUGAAACUCGUACAAGUUGUUAGUGCGAAUUGGUACAAUUCGAACGAUGACGUUCAGAGUCAGACGAAUUGUAAUCAACUUUCUCAUUGAUUGUUCUCUUUCGGCAACAUUUUUCUUUUUUUUCCUUUUCCAUUACGCCGAAAGUUUCAUUUUCAUUGAACUCAAAAAUGUUAAAAAUUUUUUUGUUCAUUUUUAAUUUUCAGGGAUAAAAUGUCUUCCGACGUUCUUCUCGGGGUCAAUCAUGAAUAAAUCUUUAUUAGCACAGGUUUGAACUUGAGUUUUUGCAAGUUUCUGAUCGCUUCAUAGGAAUGUUUUUGUGGACACGAAUCGGACUUGAGAAAAUAAAAUAUAGAGCAAUUAACUUGAAAGAAGUGAAAAAGUAUCUUUGUAUUGGAGGAACAUUCAAAAUCCCGCCACUAGCUUUUUUGAGGCGGAGAACACCACGGGGUUGGUGACACCGCGGCACAUCGGAAGACGCGUCGUCGUAGGCGGUCUCGGAGCUGGAAUCUUGCGCUACGUGGGCUCCGUUCACGGCAAAGAUGGCGUCUUCUGCGGGGUUGAACUUUUCGACGCCACCGGCAAACACGACGGAACUUUCCAAGGUCCCCUUUCUUUCAUUUGUUCUAUGUUUAUUAAAAUGAAGAUUAUCAUUCAAAAGCGUUUUUAGGAGUUUCUUACUUUGUCUGCGAGCCCCUCCACGGCAUUUUCGCUCCAUUAUUUCGCGUCGAGCUCAGCGACUCUACGACGUCGUCUGCCGAUCUGCAGGCCAUCAAUCAGAAUCAAAACGUCCGCUUUAUUUUUAUUCACCAAACUAGCUCACUAUCCAGUGAAACGAAAAUCAAAACGAAGAAUGGGGUAGCCAUCGCAUUUUAAUCGUAGCUUCAUCGAUCACAUUUUUCAAUUAUCAAAGUAAGAAAAGCAUCGAAACUUUCGAAAUGCAUUUUUUCGCUUCCAAUUUUUUGGUUCCAAAGCCGGCUGUGUUUGUCACAAGGAACUUUCAAAAAUAUUUCAGAAAAGUGAUUUUCCAAAUGAAAAUCUCAAUCAAACUUUGACAGGCUCAAAUGUCAUAGAGCUCAAAAGCAUUCAUGUUUCCCAUAUUUGGUCUGUUUUCUCACCUGUUUCCGGUCGAUUCUCCGAUUGAAACAUCAUCAGAUGACAUGAAAUAAACCCCGCGUGUCAGUUUCCCUUCAAAUAUUUCACGCCUUUCACUUUCUUUUAAUCGAUCUACUCUCUUUUCAGACAAGAUCCAGAACUUUUUUUCAAAUUUUUUUAUGAAGCUGGUUUUUUUAAAGCUUUGAAACUAACAUACAAGAAAAAACAGUUUGAAAAUUUUCCGAGUUUCAAAAAACCAUUAUUUCACUACUCUCUUUAAAAUUCUUACUCAGAGGAAUUAACUGAGCUCACAAAAAUGUUGAAACUUGAAAACAAAUAGCUGAAAUGGAGACUCACUCCGUGCAAACUCUAAUCAAGCCACUGCACCUAACCUAGCCUAACCAAAGUUUGCAGCGACUGUCGCGGUCUGCAUUGCCAGCCCUACAGCUUCGGAAUCCGCUGACGGCGACGGUGCCGCUGCGGCCGUCGUCGGAAGCUCCUUCGAAAGCGCCUUCGGAGGAGCGCGUCUGCCGACCUCCAGAGACCGACCCCAUGCAGAUGUCCAUCUUCUCCGAUUUGAUGGACGGCUCCACGGUUUGCCUCAUCUCUGAUAAGCUCUUUUUCCUCCAGCUCGUUGUAAAGUACCUGCACAAGCGUUUUUCCUUCCUCUUCCUUGCACCCUCAGGAAACGUUGGAGUUUCUUCUUUCACCCUUGUACCGAAGAAAUGCUUUUUUUUAGUUUUCAACGCUUCCAUACUAACUUUUUAAUUUUUUCAAUUUUAUAUCCUUUCUGCAUCGUUAGUUAAAUGAUAUCUCGCUAUAGUUAAAAUUUUCUGAAUACGUAAAGUUUAUUUCCGAAUAUUUCGAACAAAAUUUUGAUGGAAAGCCUCAGAAUGAUAAGAAAAUUGUUCAAGAAUGACAUCUUAUUGUUUUCAGUUCUCCAACGGCUCUUGGAGCGACGUUCAAGAUUCGAUGAUCACUUCCAACUGCACUUUCACCGUAAGAAAAAGGGGUCAGUUUUUUUCAAAAUGAUAAAAAAACUUCAAACUGUUUUCAUGAAAAUUUCGAAAAUUUUUUUAUUGAAUAUAGAAACUUUUAGUUUUAUAGAUAGUCAAGGUCCGCCUAUUUUGGGGUCGCUUUUUUUUGCUCAGUUUUUUUCGUUUUUUGCUAUUUCAAGUGCGCACGCGUAGUAAUCCUAACUGCGUGAAAGUUGGUAAUGAAGGAUCGAUGCUGUCGAAUAUUUCUGAACGGUUGGCAGUUCUCCAGUUGCUCGUAUAAAAAAAGAUAUAUUAUGUUCAAAAAUUAAUCGAAGUCCGUCAAAAUAAAAUAAGAAAAAAAGCUCCAUCAAAACUCUUGAACGUUGGAGUUAAAAAAAAAUGAAAUUGACACCCAAAACGCACUUUUUUUUUGAAAUUCCAGUUCUGUUUCAAACAUUGACUGACAACGAUUGGUCAAAGUAAAUCAUAUAUAUAAGCAAUUUCUCUAUCUUCUGGAAGUCAAAACUCGAAAAAUGACGCUUGGCUGCGUUUGGAUAAAAUAGAAAAACUGUCGAAAAAUUGAAAAGUGAAAAAGCGCGUGCAGUUCUACGAGGGGGUGCAUGCGGGAAGAACAAUUUUGCGCGUCGCAACGCUUCUCGAAAUUUUUUCAAUGAAAAAUUUUAAUGUUAUUUUUUUGUUAUUUAUACACUUUGCCACUUUUUCCAUUCGUUUGAAUUAGUUUUAUAGUCUGUGUGCCACGACUUGAAAUUUCACCGAACAACAUUCCGCUGUUCCACUUCAUCGCGAAGCGUCUUUGCGAGCCUCGGUCUCGCUUCGAAUUGGUUCUCAUUUCUGAUGAUGAAAGGCGCGUUAAGGCACGCAGCGGAACAGCGGAAUGUCGUUCGGUGAAAUCCCCAGCCGUGGUACACAGACUAUAGAAAGUAUUACGACGGCUUACAUCAAUAAACGCUUUUUUUUCUAUCGAAAAAGAAAAAGGGUGUUUUACGGUGGAAUUUUCCGCAAUUUCUGUUUUUAAAUUGAAUCUCGUUGCCUCACUCUUUAGGUUUCUUCCAUUUGUUUCAAUGCAAUGGGCUUUCAUUUUUGAAAAAUCGUUGGCGUUUCCUAUUUAGAGAAGACAUAACUGAGCUGCAAACAGUAAAAGCCUGCAAAAAAGGAAGGAUUAUUCAAAAAAUAAAACAGGAAAAAAUCAGUAAAAAAGUAUAAAAAUUUUGGAGUUAAUGUUAAUUUUUUAUUUUGGAGUUAAUGUUUAUUGACCGAUUGUUUUUUAAUGAGAAAAAAAAAGUUCUAGAAGUUUCAUCCUUGAAGAAAACAAAAUAAUUACCAUUUUUCGAACAUUUCAUGUUUUUCAAAAAAUCGAAGAUUACAAAACAAACGAUAGAAAUUACUUGCAUGGAUUUAAAUUUUAUUUUCUUGAACGGUAGCAUUUAAUAUAGUUCAUAUUACCAUCCUUGUCCAUUAACCGAGUAUUACAAUCCGAAGAAUGAAAUUGAAAAGGAAGAGAUAAUCUUAAAAUUUAAAACUUUCUCAUAUUCAUACAUGUAUGCAAGAAAAUGGUAAAGACAUAGCGCGUUCAGCCGAAAAUUGUUAAUGGUCAAAUAUCACAAAUAGGUUUAGAAAAUUCUGAUAACCCAGUAGGAAAAAGAAACUCUCAUAGAACGUUAUUUCUACGGGAAAAACUUAUUUUGAGUUCUGAAUAGCAAAUUCGAGCCAUUUUCCACUUUUGGGUGAACUUUGCGAAAUGAUCCGCAAACACCUUUUGAGGCUUUGUUCAGGCUGCGUUGUCGGUGUCUAGUCUGUGGUAUACCCAUACGUUCCACACGGUCUUUCGACUUUCAGAAUUCUUUUUUGAAUGACGAUGACAGCGACCUGAUGUCGGUUCCGAUGAUGCAGAGCGUCCUCAACAUUGACCGAGAAGCCCUCCGGCGAGAAGAACAACGUGAGCUUUUCAAUCGUAUUCACAAAGUUUUCUAGAAGUUUUUCGGUGCAAGCAAGUUUUCAGUUCAAUCGUCGAUGGUGUUGGGCGAGUCUAGAAUAGGCGUUGAACAUCUGCCAAUCAUCGAGGACGACGAACUCGAGACGCCGUUGGUCGAGGUUCGACCCAUGCCGAGCGUCGUCUUCGAUCAGAAGUCGGCAGCAACUGAACUUCCGUCAGAACCUGUCAUCGACAAGCCACGGAGUUCUUUCCACGAGGAAGACGUCAGACAUGAAGUUUCAGGUGAUGAAACAACUUGAACAUCAAAUAUAGAUGCCAAGAUAUAUGGAAGCUCCGAAGUAGUUUGUCUGUGAAUAUAACCAGAACUACGAGAAGUCGCAUAAUAGAUAGCAUUCCUCAUUUGGCUAUUCAUUGAAUCUCAUCUUAAUUUUUUUUGUCUCAAAAUGUUUUUCGAUUAGCUGAAUAUUUUCUGGUAUUCGUUCUUUCUUGCUGCUUUUUUCAUAGAAAACCUCAAAACCAAAUAUCAAAUUUUUCGCUUUUAUAUGAGCUUACAUAAUCCAGAUACUUUUCUUUUGUGAAAUAUAAUCUAUUUUCGUGCUGAAAUGUCUUUUUCUGAACAGAAAAGUUGCCUUUUUUCUCAGCGUUUCUUUUUUUCAAACACAGCUCUCACUGUACUUACAUGUUGCUUUUACCGUAGAAAAUUUGUAGCCUCUUCUUUUUGCACACUUUUUUAUCAUCGAAAACCUCAGUAGAUUUGUUUUUCGAGAUGCUAUGAACAAACUAUUUAUUUUAACAGUGCUCUUGAAAAAUUUAUUGAACAAACUUAUGUGAAACCCAAGAAGUAUACAAAAUGACGUGUCGUUUCAAAAAAAAAACAAUCCCAUUUCGUUUAAUGACUGGUAUUUUGCUAUCAUGAUAAUCAAUGCUCAAAGUUUGCUUGUUAAAAAGUAUUCCUACUCGAGGUAAUUGCAGACUCAAUUUCUGGUCGAUCUUCUGAUACUGGCUAUCACGACGAGAGCGAUCCGAAUAUCAUUGCAGUCGAGGAGGCGAAAUCUCUUGAUGAGUCUAAAGUUAGUCUUUCUUUUAUAUCCGCUACAGAGACAAGUUUGACAUUAAUUAGCUCCUACGGUAAUUAGUUUUCGUAUUUGAAAAAUAGGUCUAAUGAUCCAGUUUUUUCCUUAACAAUUAUUCUUGCUAUCACUAUUAGUGAUACAAAAUACGUAAUAAAAAAACGGUUUCAAAGUCUUCGAGGGUUUGUUGGCUCUAUAGAUGGUUCAGUUCUUGCCUCCGGUUUUGUUUAGAGAUGAUAUGGUUAUCAGUAUUUGCUGCGGUUUGUCGUUUGCGAAUUACCUCCCGCUCUUACAGAAACCGUCGACCGUCAAUAAAACUAAAAAAGAAGCGCCCAUGGCGACAGAUCCAGAAACGCCGAAGACAGCUCGAAAGCCUCUUGUGAGAAUCACAUCGUAUUCUGGCCUUAUAUGCCGGUUUCAGGUGAAAGAGCCAGUUGCGGUCGUUCCGAAGUUUCCCGUGAAGCAAAAGGUUCCGUCCAAACAUCAGCUGAUGAUGGAACAGCUCAAGGUUUGUUACUUUUCUUAAAAAGUUUUGAAAAUAUUCAUUUUUUGAAACCGAAAAAAGUUAUUUAGUCUAGUGGGAACCACAACGAGAAAACGAGGACCAAAAUAUUUGAUUCCAACCAGUCUCGUAAAGGGAGGUCAAUUAGGCGCAAACUGAUUUUACGUCAUUUUUAGAAAAAAAUUGGCGGCAACUGGUUUCUUCUUUCUUGAAUUUGAAAGUUAAAAAAACAACGAAAAAUCCUUUACAUACAUAUCUUUCGUAAAAAGUCUUUUUAGGCAUCCAUCGAGGCUGAAAAGAACAAACCUAAAAAAGAAGUUAAAAGUCGCGUUUCACUUCUCCCGCCGCCGCAACCGGCAGCGAAAUCUCAAAAAGAAAACGAAGGUUUGAAUUUUUUGCCGUUCACACAAGUGAAAUAGCGUCUUUCUUCAAUUCCCUCUUCCAUUUGUUUAAAUCAAGAUUUCUUUCAUUUGCUGGAUUGAUUGCCCGUUGACAAAAGCUCUAAAGUGAAAUUCGGGCCUGCGGAAACUGAGAAAUUGAUUCGUCCGGUUCUAGAAAGUUUUGACCAUACCUGCUUUUUUUUCGAUCCCCUAUACAUUCUGAUUCGCCUCUCUGCGCGGAUGAUUAGAAUAUGUAUGGCAAUGUAGAUGACAGAAAUCCGUUUCUUCGAUUAUAUUACGUUUUCUCGGACAGAGAAAUCCUCGAUUUUAUCUUUUCUCUCAUAUUUUCAUUUGAGUUAACACUUUGAAACACUCACUAGGGAACUACUCGGACUCGGGUACACGUUUCGAGUUGAAACUUUGGUGGCUUAUAGACCCGGGUGAGAGUACUUGGAAACAAGAGAGAUUAUCUGCUAAACCCCAUAGGCUUCUGAGAAAAAGCUUUUUGAAAAUGAAAAGUUUAGGCUUGAAAAUUAUCAAAUUUUUGCUUUCCUUCUUCUUUUGGCUAUGAAAAAGUUGUUUAGAGUUCAUCAUAGCCGGAUCAUUCAAGACGAUUGUAUUAAAAUAUAAAAUAAGGUAAAAAGCAGUAUUCUGAAAAUUUUCAGGCCUAAUUUUCACAUUUUCUACUAAUUUUUUCUCGGUUCUCUAUUGGGUUUAGCAGAUAUUCUCACUUGUCUUCAAGUAUUCUUACUUAAGUCUAUAAACCACUAAAGUUUGAACUCGAUCCGCGUACCCGAGUCCGAGUAGUUCCCUAGUCAGUCGAGUGUUUUCAGAUAUAAGCAUGGGAAGCGAUGUGACCAACAAAAGAACGGCCUCUGCACCAGCAAAACAGCCGUUGAAGGCGGUUAACGCAGCUCAGAAGCCAUCAGUUGAGAGGCCGAAGAAAGAGAGGAAGCCGCUGUACGUGGCUCCUCCUCCCAAAGGUUUGUCACACAUUUUCUGAAGAUUUCACACUGAUAAACUGAUUUCUGAAGGAUAAAAUAUAGUUUUGCAAAUCUUUCCUAAAAUCCACAGUUUUUCAUUCAACGUGCAGGAUAUUUUUUUCAAAGCACUCUUUUCUGAUCAGUUUUUGCAUAGAUAACAAUUUUCAUAGGAGCAGUUGGAAAGUUCAUUCAGAGCGAACCGAGAAGAAAGAAGUUGCCCCUCAAACGACGAAGCCCACCUUCGUCGGUACAUCAAAGAUGGCUCCCUCAAAGUCGGAUACUGGAACAGAAAAUGCGACAAAAGGAACAUCAAAGAAAGAUUUCCCCACGUCUUCUUUCGCAGGGAUCGGCUCAAAGUUGGCUCAGAGGAAGCCCUCCACGUCGUCCACUGCCACAACUUCUGGUUCAGCAACGGCUGUAAAAUCUCGCAGCAAGUCCGCCACCAUAGGUUGCAUGACAGAAAAUCCAAAAAAAAAAAACAAAUGUUUUGUUUCAGACGAGGCGAAAAAGCUGACGCGGCUCCGUUGGGCGUGUUCCACCGUCGACGUUCUUGCUCUUGUCGUCGCGCAGCGCGAAAAACAACGCGACGAGGCGUUUCAGAAUCUGGAGAUGACCAGUCAAAAACUUGGUGAAAAACGUUUUAUUUCACUUGGACAGUUUCAUUCAAGAUGACACCCUCAACACUCUGGUCGAGCUACGAAAAAAGCUGUCUGAAACCGAAAAAAUGCACAACGAACUCGUGUUGGAAGCACAACUCAAGCAGGAACAUUGUUAGUUGUUUUUCUCCAAUUAAACUGAAAACUUUGUUCUAUAAACCCUUCCUGAAUCUCAUUGAGCGAGGGCAAAAGUCGCGAUCUUAGCUGCUUUGCCCAGUCAAGGAAAACUCCUCAUAUCUAUUGUGGUCAUCUGUAAAACGCAUUUUCAACACGUUGCGACGCCGUUCUCGAUCCUCAAAGUCCUAAUUUCACUUUUUAUUUCUCGAUUCUCAACGUCCCACCUUCAUUACUAAUGAAUGUGCGGCAAAGCUUUGUUUUGACAUUGACAAUGGCGUCGUCGGCAGUGUCGGGCGCCCUUUACUCUCUGCUCGACUGCUCCGCACGCCUCCGAUUCCCUUAUAACUUGGCGAUCUUCGCCGCAGGCUUUUUGCCUGUCUUCACAUUCGUCUUUACAGUGACCAAGAACCAUGAUGGGGCUAUCGAGCGGCUCAAGCAGCUCAACGAACAACAGGUCCGUUAUAAAUCUGUCGAGAAUGAUAUUUUUCUUCCAAUUUUCAAAUAAAAAAAACUACUUUUUAGAGAAGAAGCUAGAACUUGUGAAACCAAAGUAUUUAAUAAUUUAACGCUUGUAAUCGAGUUGAAAAACUGAAGUUUCGAAAUUUCCACUCUAUCAGCGUCAUGUAAAUAUCAAUGUUCCUGUUAAAAAUGACAAAAAUUUUUAACCUAUUUACGAAAACUCAUGCAUACGGAUUAGAAUACAAACUUCUUACCCUUGAGAAAGAAGUUUUUAAAUUGUAAAAUGUUCAUGAAGCAAGUCCAAAUAAUAGAAAAGUUUUUUUCUUAUUGUAGUGCCAAAUUAAAAUCCGAGAGUUUUUUUUUUCGAGCUCAACUUUCUAGUUUUGAAAACUCAGAAGAAUUCUGGCUCAUUUGGAAAAUUUUCCGACCCCGAAGUGAAAUGACACUUGUAAAAUGUUGGUAAGCUCAUAUUGAAGUUUCAGUUGGACGAGAAAGCGAAAGAGUUUGAGCGAACGCUUGACGACGAAAGGCGAAGAAGGGAGGCUGAGAUGGCGGCGAUGAGCAGUCGUCACCAGAAGGUGGUGGCGUCGCUGGAUGAGAAAAUCGGCGAGACCGAGAAGCUCGCCGAGCAGCUCAAGGCCGACAAGAAAGCCUUGCAGACGGCGUUGGCCAACGACAGCGACCAGCGCAACCAGGUUGCCCAGUUGUCCUUUCUGAUUGUUCAGUUUCGUGCUUUGCAGAUGCUCAGCAAGGAGAUUUCUUCCUUGCAAACCGCGCUGGAGAUGAAGUCUGCCGAAAUGAAAGAACUCCGGCAGAAGAACCAACAAGUAUGUCCAUCGCACUGUAUUGAAUUUCCAACAUUGUGUAUGGGGAUCGAAUUAAAUUAUGCACUGAAGAUUAAUUCAAAGAACUUUUAUGCACAAAAAUCUAGUGUAAAUUGAUGUUUAAAGUAAGUCCCUACCGUUUAGGAUACAUUGAACAAGGAAUUUUUAUUCUUUUUAUAUAACUUGUAAGAAUAGUUGGAAGAUGAUUACUUUCUUAGAAGGUCCACGAUUUUUUUUUUCUGAUAUGAAUUGUUUUUAUUUUUUUUUAGAGAAAAGUUAAUUUGAAAGCUUAUAGUUAUAUAAAAAAACGAAAAAAGGGAACGACUAUAAACAUUUUUUCGCCUGAAUCCUCAUAUUCAAUUGAGUAUUAUUUCUCUUUGUUUCUCACAAUUAUUACGAAACAUGGUGAAGAGCGUGGUGAGCUGUAUGUUGCAGAGAGAGUAGAGUCCCUCCCUGAUUUUCAAAAACUGUUGUGUUACGUGAUAAUGUUUGAAAUAAAGCGAUUAAGAAAUCAGUCGCUUUUGGUUUCUUUUUUUGUGCUGCUCUUCUUGAAUUUGAUUAUUUUCCUUUCAGUUAUCGUUGCAAGUAGAUGAAAUACCCUUGAAAGAGCUGGAGAUCAGUAAGUGGCGGCACAAGUCCAACGAGUACAAGCAUAGGCUCGAUCAGAAGACCAACUGCGAGAAGUGAAAACAAUAAAAAGCGAAAGUCUUGAUGUUCGUUUUUUCCAGGGCCCUCGUGCAGCAAAUCGAAGACUUGCGACGACGUCAGGCCCACGACGAGGCUGUACGCGUCGCACUCAACAAUAAGUUGGACCUUAUGAAUUACCAUUUCGAGAAUGGCGACGUCUCCGCCAGCGACGCCAACAGAUUCAGUCUUCCGUGCGUUGAAACUAGUGGUUAUACCGGGGAUUUGAAAGAAGAGUCAAGAAUUAAAAAGCUUUUAGAAAUACCAAUUUUAGGCAACCGUGAAAAAAUAUGUGUUGAAUGUCUAAAUCCGAAAACACUUUUUUGUUUCAACAUUUCGAACCUUUUUCUAUGAAAAAAAAGAGACAGCGUUAAAAAAAUUAAUAAGAAAAAUCAGAAGAUAUUCACAUUCAAAGUUGGAAAUAUUUCGAAUAUGUUUCAGAGUUAGAGUAGUCUGACCUAGUAAGUGGAUUAAAGAAAAACAGUUCUAUAUUUAUUUUUAAAUUUAGUUUUACGAGAUGUUCAUUAUUUUCGUCGUACUCCUUAUUCACCACAAAGAUUUGAAGCAUGUCAAACUUUUUUUUUUUGAUUUUUUUGUGGUAUAAAAGAAAUUUUGGAAAAUAAUUGGAAUAAUUACAGGGAUGAUUUUUAGCAGGGAGAACCGAAAAAUUUAAUUUUUAAUUUUUUUAAUUUUUCUAGUUUUCACAUCUCCGUCACUUCACUUUGGGUUUUUUUCUACCACCUCUAUCGGCAUCGUUUCAGCUCACGGGUGCAGUUUCGAUCGCGUUCUUCGGCGUCCGGCCCUCGACCAACCUCCUCUACACCUCUAGACGGUCGAAUGUUCUCCUCCAGCAACAGUUUGCCUCUUUAAACUGACCACGAAGUCACCAUCAAAGUUCCAGGUGACGUGGAUCGGGUAGACCGCGACGUGAUGAACCGCUCGACGCUGUCCAUGUACGCGAAUCAGGUGCGUCUUCCUGAGAACCAUGGCGAUGACAUCAUCUACGCGCCCGACGAGAUCAUCUCCAGCCGGAGCGGAUCCAUUUCCCAGAGGCUCUCUGUUGCCAUCGAAGACGACGGCGAGCCCAAGAUUUUGAAGUUCGUCAUAGUUUUACUUUAUCGUUUUCCGAUUGAAUCAAGUUCCUGCAGCUAAACAGGUUAUGGGCAUGAAUAUUCGAGCCAUCCACAACCAAAAGUAAAUAAAAUAUGGGAUUUUUUGCUUUCUCUUCCGAAAACUGUUCGCUAGACGCGUCAUUUUAUGUGUUUCUCACAUUUUUUCACGCCAAAAAAGUAUCCUUUUUUGGUCUCACUAAUAACUCACACGUAGUCGGCGACUUUACAGAUCGCGUAGGAACUUCUAAGGCUAUUUUUUUUUCUCUUAAAUUAGAGGCUAACUAGUAAAUGCAACUAGUAAACACCCUGUCUUGGAACUGCACUCUAAAUGUUUCCGUAGCUGAAAUUUUUAUUACGAAUUUUUCAAAGGAAUCUUCACAAGAACAUUUUUUUAAUAUCCAUAAUUCUGACCUCUAUUAUUGCAAAAGUAUUUUUUGAAAAUCUCCAUUUUUGCAGUGAAACCAAUUCGCAGUCCGACUCGGGAAUUGGAAUCAUCAUGUGA
Molecule: messenger RNA, 12179 nt
Organism: Caenorhabditis auriculariae
Lineage: Eukaryota; Metazoa; Nematoda; Chromadorea; Rhabditida; Rhabditidae
Source: the annotation of a GenBank genome assembly